AGAAAUCAAUAAUGGCAAUCGUAGAACUGUAGUAGAAAAAGUAAAUAAACAAGGUUACGUUUUGCAUGGUCUGGAAUCGCAUUUUAAUAUUUUAUUUUUUCAUCAAAAUUCUAACAAUUACUUCAAUAAAAUCUUUAUUCAGAAAUGCUUCUUAGAAAAAGUUUGGUUAUAAUUUUAUGGCGUGGUUAUUCCCAAUCAACCUUGCCUGUGCCUAUAAUAAGAGUACCAAAAUAUGUGACAAAGCAUGUAGAAAAAAAGAAGUCAAAAGAUCUUGUGCAUCAACAACUUUUAAGAAGAAAAAUAUUACACAGGGGAAAUACCAGCAUUCCUGUCAUAUCUUGUACCGAGGGAGAAUAUAAUCAUUAUCUUGGACAGUUGUAUAACGAUCGUUAUCCUUUACCCCUGCUUUCAAAAUUUUGGUAUAAAGCUAAAACAUCUGGACAAAAAUUUACGAUUCGACCAUACGACACUAACCCUUCUGUUCCAAUCGAAUAUGAAGAAAACGAUCCUGAUAUUUACUGCAAGACAGAGUUUUGCGAUCUUAACCUUAAUUCUACAAUUUGUGCAAGCUUGAAAAACCGUUUUAUGUUUGGCGCUCCUGCACCAAUACAAAUUCUUGCGAUUCCUAAGAUUUUGGAGGGUGAAAAUGUAAUGUUGUGUGCAGAAGCUGGUUGUGGAAAAACUAUUGCUUAUUUGGCACCGCUAAUUCAGCUAAUAUCCAAAGUCAAACAGAAGACCCCAGUUUAUCCUAAUACACCUUUAGGAUUGGUUAUAGUCCCUGGUCGGGAAUUAGCGGAACAAGUUGCUGAUAUUGCUUCUAAAUUAGGUUAUGAUUCGGGCAUCACUGUGAAAGUUUUGUUAUCUGAAGGAACUUUUUUAACACAUUUAAAACCAUCCAGAUAUUGUGAUGUCGAUAUUCUUGUUACUACACUUGGCAGUUUAAGUAAACUCAAAGGAAGAGUGUUUAAGCUAUCUAAUAUACAACAUUUAGUGCUUGAUGAAGCAGAUACUUUAACAGACAAAUCUUUUAUUUAUGACUUGUUUUCUGUCUUUAAAACAUUAAAUAUACGCUCAAGCUCAGAAAAAUUUGAGGGAAAACACCAAGGUGCUCAAGUGACAUUUGUCAGUACAAUUUACCCUUCUAACAUUUCUGAACUUUAUACAGAAUUAUUCACUGAAAAAGAUGUUGUUAAAAUAUCUUCAAAUUACUUACACAGAAUACAACCUCACGUUGAACAAAAAUUUUGGAGAGUAAAUGCAGAUACUUAUGCAGGUGAACUUUUGCAUCUUGUUAAAACAAGCUACCAAAAAAAGGAGCCUACACUGAUAUUUUGUAAUAAAUCGCCUACCUGUGAUUGGAUGACAAUAUUUUUUAAGGAUAAUGGUAUCUCUUGUGAAAAGCUGCAUGGUGCUAUGAAUCCAUUAGAAAGAUCAAAAGUUUGGCAAGCUUUUCAAGAAGGGGAAUUUGACAUUCUAUGUUGUACAGAUCUUGUAUCCAGGGGUUUAGAUACACAAAGAGUUAAACAUGUUAUCAAUUUUGAUUUUCCUAAUAAUACUUCUGACUAUAUACUUCGCUGUGGUAGAGUUGGCCGUGUUGGGACAAAUCAUGGACAUGUUACUAACUUAGUUGCUUCAAAGUCUGGAGUAUAUACUGUUCAAGAUAUAGAAAGAGGAGUGCGUAGUGCUACACGAUUGCCAAAUGUAGAUUCAAAUAUUAAACAGAAAAUAAAAAAAUUGUACUUUCAGCAUUAAAUUAAAUUUGAUACA
Messenger RNA from Parasteatoda tepidariorum (common house spider), 1767 nucleotides. RefSeq names its product putative ATP-dependent RNA helicase Dbp21E2 (gene Dbp21E2). Gene Ontology annotation, molecular function: nucleic acid binding; ATP binding. The record is from RefSeq and is a predicted model, not a curated record. NCBI's taxonomy places the organism in Eukaryota, Metazoa, Arthropoda, Arachnida, Araneae, Theridiidae.